AUGACAUGCCAACUUGGAAAGGUGGUGCAGCACGGUGCGAUUUCAAGCUUCAUGAAGCGCGAAAAGAGCAGCCCAUUGGGCAUCAGAGAUCAUGCUAAUCACAGUCAUAUGAAUGUAAUUAAAUUGUCUUCGGAUGUUGCUUACAAAUUGCUUGGUGUUUCGAGUUAUUUAGUAAAGUAA
Messenger RNA from Clunio marinus, 180 nucleotides. The record is from the annotation of a GenBank genome assembly. NCBI's taxonomy places the organism in Eukaryota, Metazoa, Arthropoda, Insecta, Diptera, Chironomidae.